CGUCGACCUGACACCCUCGAAGAUCUACCUAUACAAACAACUAGAGCACAAGAUGGACCCAAACAUGGACGCGAUGAGUCAGGAUGCGGACAUGAUGGAAGAAGAGCCGGAGUACGCUUCGAGUAGCCAGGGUAGUUCGUCUCAGACUUCGACUCUGACCUGGAUCAACUGGUUCAUUUCGCUACCUGGCCAUGAUUACUAUUGCGAGGUCGACGAGGAUUACAUCGAGGACGACUUCAACUUGACCGGCUUACAAAGUCAAGUACCUUUUUGGAAAGAAGCGCUAGAGAUGGUCCUUGACGUAGAACCAGAAGAGGACACCCUCACCAUCCCCGACGUAUCCAUCAUCGAAUCCUCGGCCGAGCUGUUAUACGGGCUCGUUCACCAACGAUUCAUCCUCACCAAGGCCGGUCUCCAAGCCAUGGCCGAUCGAUUUGAACAGUCCGCCUUUGGAAUCUGUCCCCGAGUUUAUUGCCAAGGGCAGCCCGUCAUCCCCUGCGGUCGCGUAGAUACGCCGGGAAUCGAUACGGUCAAGCUCUUUUGCCCGAACUGCCAGGAUAUUUACGGUCCCAUGAGUACCAAAUAUAGCGGGGUCGACGGGGCCUUUUUCGGUACGACGUUCCCCACCCUCUUCUUCCAGACCUACCCAGCAUUCCUCUCCAUGCCAUUCAAGGGUUUCCCUCCGCCUCUCCCCAGCCCGACAUCGACAUCGGCCACUUCAGCCCAAACCCCUUCCUCAUCCGCCUCGACCUCUAGCAAAGCCGAUGCGAACACCAACCCAUCGCCCAUCGGCCCCCCUGAACCUCAAACCAACCCGGACCCCUAUGGAGGUCAAAAACUUCCUUCAUCCGGUCAAUACGUCCCGAGAAUAUACGGCUUCAAGGUCUCCGAACGAGCUCGAAGCGGACCCCGGAUGGCUUGGUUGAGGAAUCGACCGGACGAGUACGACGAUCUCGCCAAGGUCGAUUGGAGGGGACGUUGGCUCGGAUCGAGAGCGCAGGCAGAAGAAGGGAGAGGAGGUUCGGUGGUGAUCGAGAAAACGGGGGAGUCUGGAGCGUUGUUUGAAGAGGACGAGGUGCUCGUCAAGUCGGAUAACGAAGAGGAAGAGGAGGAAGAGCAGUAGUUGGCGAAAGGGAGUCGUGUACCAUAUACUUUUACACUUUCUGGGGUUAAUAUGUAGAUGUUUAACGAAUUGAAGGAUUCCACUUGGGUGUUGGAUGUCUGGUAUAUACAGUGAGGUCAAUCGGAAGUUCGCGUACCGAUCUGCAGCUCUCAAUGAGUUUCAGUGACCGCAAAGGGG
Messenger RNA from Filobasidium floriforme, 1300 nucleotides. Its product is annotated as casein kinase II beta chain. Gene Ontology annotation, cellular component: protein kinase CK2 complex; cytoplasm. The record is from RefSeq and is a predicted model, not a curated record. The transcript has 7 exons. Lineage: Eukaryota; Fungi; Basidiomycota; Tremellomycetes; Filobasidiales; Filobasidiaceae. Gene Ontology annotation, molecular function: protein kinase regulator activity. The coding region runs from base 53 to 1123 and encodes 356 amino acids.